Molecule: messenger RNA, 1235 nt
Organism: Stegodyphus dumicola
Lineage: Eukaryota; Metazoa; Arthropoda; Arachnida; Araneae; Eresidae
Product: G-rich sequence factor 1-like
Molecular function (GO): RNA binding
Source: RefSeq, a predicted model, not a curated record
GCUACUUCUUUCCUUCGUUAUUUCUGUGAGGAAAAGCACAUUGUACAGAUGCGAGGCUUAGAUUAUGAAACAACAGAGCAAGAUGUCAUUAACUUUUUCAAGCCUUUAGGUAUUGAGCCAAAGAGUGUGAGUAUGAAGUAUGAUGGUAGUGGUCGUGUUGCGGGUGUCAGUGAAGUCGAAUUCGCUACACAUGCUGAUGCAGUCAUUGCUAUGAGGAAAAGAAAUGCUUUCAUAGGUCAUAGAUUCAUACGCUUAACUCUCAAAUCUUCUGAACCUGAGAAUAGAAAUGAAAACAGUGGCAUUUCCAGCAGUAGUCAAAUCUCAUCACAAUCUAAAGUUGACAUAAAUAUGCUCGGUUCUGCACCCAGUAGUCAUGUUGUUCAAAUGAAAAAUGCCCCCAAGAGAAUGACAGAUCAAGCAAUUUAUGAAUUCUUUUGGCCUGUUGGAAUACAGCCUGUCUCUGUCAAACCCAUCUAUAAUGAAAGCGGUAUCCGAACUGGGGAAUUUGACGUGGUGUUCCAGACACAUGAAGAUGCAGUUAGAGCUUUGGUUAAAAAUCAUGCUUAUCUAGGAAAAAAAUUUGUGGAAAUUUCUUUAAAAGUUCCAUAAUUUACCCAGGAAGGCAAAUAAAGAAAAUGGAGACAUAAUUUCAUAAUUUACCUAGCUGAAGCAGUUUUUCUUCCAUUUCAAUUUUUGUUUCUCAUGUAAUAAAAUAAUUAAAUUCUAGAAAUAAGUAAUUUUAUUUGCGAAAUUUGCAUUAAAGAUUAUCAGAGUUUUUCGUAUAACUGUCAGAUUUAUUCAUUUGUGAAAAUUGAUUUGUUCAUUCAAAAUAUCAGACUUUUUUAUUCAUGAAAAACACAAAAUUAUGUGAAUAAAUAUUUUUCUGUAUGAUGUAAAAAAUAAAGCUGUAUAUUCAGCUUUUGGAAAAGUGAUAUUUCUUCUAAUUAUUGAAAAUUUUUCUUGUGUUAAAAGGGAAAAUAAUGACGAAGUGUAUUGUUUGAAAUGUUUUAACGGAAGUUUUGAAGGCCUUAUAUAUUCGGAAAAGGUGUUUAAAAAAAUAUGAAAUAUCCUAAAAAUGCAUUCAGCUAUAUAUCUUUAACUAUAUAUAAACUAUGAAAAUCUUUUAUUUAUAUAUGAUGACUUGUUUCAAUUCAAAGACGAGCUAAUUAGGAUCUGGCAUGAGUUCUGUUUUAUUCUGUGAAUAAUUUGUAAUUAUUAAUAAAUUUUUAAUUGUA